UUUGAAACGUUUCCUCUCCAGAAUGUUGUGGAAAAGUGAAAACAGCCAGGUCAGUCUGAAACAAGUAACUUAGCUAGUCAGACAGCCUGUAGCUUGGACUUACUUUUCUCUAAAGUGCGAUAUUUAGCAUUGCGAUGUCUGGUCACGGCCAUGGUCAUGGUGGGCACAGCCAUCGCUGCUGUGAAGACGAGCACGAGCCAGCGGAACGAGGCCUGGAGUAUGCACUGUAUCAGCGCAUUGACAUCGAGAAACUGCAAUGUCUCAACGAAACAAGAGAAGGCGAUGGGAAACUCGUGUUUAAACCAUGGGAUCAACGGACAGACAGGGAGAAGGUAAUGUUAUCGACUCCUUGAGUGUAUAGUACGUCAUCUGAAUGUAAAAAUUUUUGAGGGUGUAGAAGCCCUGAAUUCUCGUCUGAAAUUAUUAAACUCAGUUGUGACAGCUGCCAUUUUGGCUCUUCGGUAUAUCAAACAUUGCAAAAAUGUAUCGCGUAAUUGGAAAGACAAAUUGGUAUGGAGCGAUACUGCACUUGUCAGUAAAGGCCAGACUGGAUGAUAUGGUACACAUUUCCUUGUAAUAAUAAAAACCCAUGUUGACUUGUUUUGUAGACUAAACGAAAUAUGUACACAGGUGGUGGAACAUUUAGUGUCAGUGAACCUAUCCUUAGAGCUGAUCUGGACGACCUCUUCCAUUAGUGAAAGCCAAUUUCUCAUAACUGUUAUGUGAUCAACUUUUUCUCUACCAUGAAUUCUCUUGAAACGGUCUCUAUCCUCUGUAGUUUGUUGAGAGUGAUGCUGAUGAAGAGCUCCUGUUCAACAUCCCGUAAGAAAAUCCCACCCUUUAACCCCCUUUUCACCCUUUCUUAUCCUGUAAUUUUAACUUCAGACUUGUUUCAUCAUAUUGUGUUUAUGCAUUCUUUCACAAAUCAUAUUUUUCUCAGGUUCACCGGAAGUGUCAAGCUGAAAGGGAUAAUCAUAGCCGGUGAAGACGAUGAAUCGCAUCCUGCUGAAAUGAGACUGUGAGUGAGUACUGUUUCUGCCUUUCAGAAACACCUUGGGUCCUGACUGUGGGAUUGCAUUGCGCCAGUGUAGCAUGUAUCAACUCGCUCUGAGAUUUGAUAUGAUGCUUAUUACUCACAACUCAACCAGGGGUGUAUUCAUUAGUGCAAAACGGGUCACAACGGAAAAUGUCUUGCAACAAGUUUCUAUUGGACAGAUUCAGGUAGGUCCCUCUCCGUUUUGUUCCGUUUGCUUCGGUUUGCUUUCGUUUGGUUCAUGGUGAAUAGACCCCCAGCUCUGAUCCAACUGUGCAAACUGAAAGAGCAAGUAGCUAACUUAUUGCUCUGUGAGUGACAUUUGACUCACACUUCACACAGUGAGACAAGACAGCUAGUGACAAUUAGCUAGUUCCUGCUACAUCAGCAUGGAACUGGAUCUAUUUAUUGUCAGCAUGUGUGGUUUUGAGAACUAACUGUUUGUCACUGUGUGGUGUUGCAUUGUCCGUGUAGGUACAAGAACAUACCCCACAUGUCCUUUGAUGACACAGGCAGAGAACCUGAGCAAGCCUUCCGUCUCAAUAGAGAUCCACUGGCUCAGCUGGAAUACCCAACUAAGUAAGAGCAACAGAACUCUCUCUCACACACACACACACACACUAAAAGUAGUAUUGUUUUCCCAGAAAACAGUGGGGUUUGUGGUCACUGCUCACCCAUAGACUAUUUCAGAGACAAGAAAACAAAACACUUGAAAAAAAAUACAAUUUCGGUGAAAUAUGCCUAAGUACCCACCUAACCUAAAACCCACUAAACUAAUCAACCCUAAAUUACCAUUCUUUCCAGGAUUGCCCGUUUCUCCAACGUUAAUCACUUGUCCAUUCACAUAUCACGGAACUUUGGGACAGAGUCCACACGGGUCUACUACAUUGGGCUGAGAGGGGAGUACUCCCAGGUGAGAACAAAUGAGACCCACCUCAGUACAUUUUCUGAGGCUGAAUUUUUUUUCUUUGUUUCUUAUCGCUCUAUUGAUUUGCAGAAUUAUGUUUCACUUAUGUAUCAGGCUUUACUUUGACUGUUCUGUCUUGUCCAUUUGUUAAAUGGCAAAACACCUCACCUCAGUCUCAUCUGUUUUGCUUUCUUCCUCCCAGGCUCACAGACAUGAAGUAACCAUCUGCAACUACGAGGCGUCCGCUAACCCUGCAGACCAUAAAGUCGACAGCAUCAUCCCACAAACAAAUUUCAUCUCCUGAGAAAAAGGAGGGGUGGGACAGAUAUGGGUCAAAAGGAAGUGGUGAUGGAUACUCAGUUGUUACACUUAUUGUACCACAAAGAGUGGAGGCUGAAAGAAGUGAGUAAGUUUUCAUUUGGUAAAUGAAUACAUUUAAUAUCACUCACUGGUAACCCUGUGAAAAAGCAUCAAAGUGCUUUUAUCUCAAAUAUAGCUGGACACUGUGCCACCUAGUGGUUUGUUGUAAUAUUACAACUUGUCUCAGCAAAACUGGAAUGACUCCAAUAUCACCUGCAGUGGGAGAUCACUCACAUUCUUUCUCAUCCAAGCUCUGAAUGCAUAGCAAUAAUGUGACGAUGUAGACAUUUUGACACAACAAAAGUAGAUCAGCAUAAUGUUUUCAUUUGAAUGGAUUAGAUUUGUGUUGCUUACUAUACCACACUGCUUCCUUUGACACCCACGAAACACAAAAGCUGUUUAACUCAUGAUUUCAUUGCAUUAUUAAUGAGGCGAUCGGUCUGUGGCAGCCAGUGGCUGAAUGUGAUUGCUUUGUUGGAGUUGGGAAUUUGAGGAAAAUGCUGUAUGCCUAGUCUGAGAAAUAGAAAAUGCCCUAUGCUGUUGUGUGUGUGAUGUAAUUAUUUGAAGAAUAAAGAUAUGUUACAUAAGAUAAUAA
Coregonus sp. 'balchen' is the source of this 2895-nucleotide messenger RNA. Lineage: Eukaryota; Metazoa; Chordata; Actinopteri; Salmoniformes; Salmonidae. The record is from the annotation of a GenBank genome assembly.